This is a messenger RNA of Eruca vesicaria subsp. sativa (arugula), 204 nucleotides long. The record is from the annotation of a GenBank genome assembly. NCBI's taxonomy places the organism in Eukaryota, Viridiplantae, Streptophyta, Magnoliopsida, Brassicales, Brassicaceae.
AUGUUCCUGAGGAGGAUGAUGGGAGGAAGAGGUGGUGGUACAGAGUAUGAAGAUGAUGAUAAAGUUGGUAGGAAGAGGAAGAGACAAGUAGUAGUGGCAGUGAGAAGGAAGGAAGGAAGGAAGGAGAAGGGGCAUAAGCUCCCAAGCCGCGGGGAGAGGAAGUCUGAAGAGAUUGAUGAGAUGUGGAAACCAACUCUUCUUUAG